AUGCCGUCUCAAAAAAGCAAAGCGGUUGCGGCCGGUGCAAAGGAGGCUAGGAUAAAGAAUUUGGAAUCAGACUUCAAGACCAAGCACCUUGGUUUACUGGGUGUGCUUGCGUGGAUCCUAUUCUUGCACGUUGUUGGGAUAUUCUUCUUUACAAAAGGAUUCCUGCUUACUCGGAUGGUAUUAGAGAACAAAUCAUCUUGCGAUGUUCUUCCCUACAGCGACAACACGGUAUCGACGGCCAAGAAAAGUGAUAAAGGAUGUUGGCACCAGAAAUCCUUUGACAAGGCGAUUGUGAUCAUCAUAGAUGCUUUGCGAUACGAUUUUACAGUCCCGUUCCUACCAGGCGCGGAGACCGAAUCCGCACACUUGUUCCAUGAUAAUAUUCCCGUUCUGUACGAAACUGCCGUCAAGUCUCCGGAAAAGGCUUUCUUGCUGCCUUUCAUCGCGGACCCGCCAACAACAACCCUGCAGCGACUCAAGGGUUUGACCACUGGAACUUUGCCCACUUUCAUCGACGCCGGCUCCAAUUUCGCUGGCACAGCCAUCGAUGAAGAUAACUUGGUUGCUCAGUUGCGCGCAGCGGGAAAGAACUUGGUCCACCUUGGGGACGACACUUGGCACGCCUUAUUCCCGGACUACUUUGAUGCCAAUCUCACCCGGGCAUAUGAUUCAUUUAAUGUGUGGGACUUGCACACCGUCGACAAUGGCGUGACUGAGAACAUAUUCCCGCUCCUUCAAUCGGAAAAUGCCACCAAAUGGGAUGUGAUUUUCGGCCACUAUCUCGGUGUUGAUCAUGCUGGCCAUCGAUAUGGACCUAACCACGUGGCCAUGGCCGCGAAACUCAGACAGAUGGACCAGGUCAUUCGGGAUCUUAUUGCCAAGGUGGAUGACAACACUCUAUUGGUUGUGAUGGGUGACCACGGGAUGGACUCGAAGGGUGACCAUGGAGGCGAAUCAAACGAUGAAGUCGAUGCAGCCCUGUGGAUGUACUCGAAGAAGGGAAUUUUCGGUCGUACCAGCCCGGAGACUGUCAUGCCACCAAAUUUUGCAAGAGAACGAUUCGUCCCUCAGAUCGAUCUUGUACCUACUUUGUCACUGCUUCUGGGCAUGCCAAUUCCAUUUAACAACCUAGGAUCUCCGAUCGAAGAGGCCUUCGCUGGGGCUAAUGGAAAGGAUUGGAAGAAUUUGUUGACAGUUAACCGGUUGACCUCUGCGCAAAUCAAGAGAUACCAGCAUGAGUAUGCUGUCGCACGAGGAGAAGACGAUGGCCGAUCCUCCAAGUCGCUGCCGAUCUGGGAAGAAGCAGAAAGCGACUGGCAGAAACUACCAAAGGGCCUUAAAUCAAACACAGAUGCAUUGCGCUCGGCAUAUGAUUCGUACAGGAGAUAUGAGCGACACACACUUCAGGUCUGCCGUGAGCUGUGGGCCAAGUUUGACGUGGCCAGUAUGAUCCAGGGAGUUGCAAUCCUUUUUGGAGCUAUUGCUCUGUUGGUGUUCUAUGCACGAGGCCUUAAAGCAGACAGGACGGAGCUCACUGAAUCUUUGCUCUCGCUUGCUGGAAUAGGCUCUGGAAUUGGGGCCGUCUCUGGGGCUUUCCUGUCGUUGUGCAGCAUCGUGCAAAUGCCUGUAAUUGAGUCCUGUGCUCUACUGGCUGCUGCAGGGAGUAUAAUCGGAGCCUCGCGGGCGGUAUUCGCUGGCAAGGGAGGCUUAUCGCUUCCUGUUCCCAACUCUUUGUGGGGUUGGCUUGCUGUGAUCUUUACCGUUUCUCAGUCUAUUGGAUUUGCGUCGAACUCGUACACCAUAUGGGAAGAUGAGAUUCUUCUUUUCUUCCUUUCCACCUUCGGUGUUGUCGCUGGGGUGUCCUCGAUGCGGCAAAAGUCGACUGCUGACCGAGUUCUGGGAGUGUACCAUUCUAUUCUUUUCGUCAUGAUUGGAAGAGUAGCAUCAUUUUCUCGUCUCUGCCGUGAGGAGCAGAUGCCAUUCUGCCGUUCCACCUACUAUGCGUCAGCUACCUCUUCCACCUCCGCCCCAUGGCAGCUCGCGAUCCCUUUCCUUGUUGCUCUUAUUCUUCCCGCGGUUGUACGGUCAUUCUACCUUGGAUCCAAGUCAUACGAAGGAGCCUCUAAUCUAUGGAUCGGAGUUGCCUUCCGUCUUGGGCUGUUUAUCUCAUCUGUCUUUUGGACGCUUGAGGGUGCUGACGAUGGUGAAUGGCUCUCUUUGAGCAAGGAAACCCUCAAGUCGACUCGUGUAUUCCUUGCCCAGCUUGUCCUCGCCUUGGCUUUUGCUGCGGGUACAACUGCGUUCGUCUACUCAAAGCCAUGUGUUAGCAUCAGCCUCAGCCAGGGUGAUUCUGAGCCCACAGCUCCCACCCAGCAGCCAGGAAGAACAACGGUCACCAUUCUUGGAUUUGGUAACAUCUACGGCACGCGAUUCUUUUUCCUUGUUAUCAAUUUCUGCCUGGCUAUCAUUCUCAUGCAGAAGCCUAUGGGCCAAGGUGCCGUCGGUCUGCUACUGUGGCAGAUUCUCUCGUUGCUGGAAAUCCUCGACACCAACGCACUGGUCCGGAGCAAUUCAGCCAUCGGACCUAUUGUGUUGGGACUUCUUGGUUCUUUCUACUACUUCAAAACAGGCCACCAGGCUACCCUGAGCAGCAUCCAAUGGGAAACCGCAUUCAUCCCUCUGUCGACGGUGAAAUACCCCUGGUCUCCCCUUCUCGUGAUUCUCAACACCUUUGGUGCGCAAAUCUUGGUUGCAAUUGCCGUCCCCCUUACUGUCUUGUGGAAACGACCGCUCGAGACCAACGACCGCGCACAGGGAUCUGCAUCCGCAAAACCGGCAAACCCAUCGACUAGAAUCCUCUCAGAUGUGAUCCAAGCAGCAUGCACUCACCUACUCUACCUCGCCACGAUCAAUCUUGCUACCACAAUGUGGGCAGGCCACCUCCGCCGCCAUCUCAUGCUGUAUCGAAUCUUCAGCCCGCGAUUCAUGAUGGGCGCUGCUGUACUGGGUGUCGUAGAUGUUGUCUUGAUGCUCUUUGCAGUCGCCGGUGUGCGAUGGAGCACACUGAGCGUUGGUGAAAUCUUCGGAUGGUAA
Aspergillus wentii DTO 134E9 is the source of this 3093-nucleotide messenger RNA. RefSeq names its product mannose-ethanolamine phosphotransferase GPI13. The record is from RefSeq and is a predicted model, not a curated record. The coding region runs from base 1 to 3093 and encodes 1030 amino acids. The transcript is spliced from 2 exons. Gene Ontology annotation, cellular component: endoplasmic reticulum membrane. Gene Ontology annotation, molecular function: mannose-ethanolamine phosphotransferase activity. Gene Ontology annotation, biological process: GPI anchor biosynthetic process. Lineage: Eukaryota; Fungi; Ascomycota; Eurotiomycetes; Eurotiales; Aspergillaceae.